This is a messenger RNA of Alternaria alternata, 1002 nucleotides long. Its product is annotated as aldose 1-epimerase. The record is from RefSeq and is a predicted model, not a curated record. The coding region runs from base 1 to 1002 and encodes 333 amino acids. Lineage: Eukaryota; Fungi; Ascomycota; Dothideomycetes; Pleosporales; Pleosporaceae. The transcript has 2 exons. Gene Ontology annotation, molecular function: carbohydrate binding; aldose 1-epimerase activity. Gene Ontology annotation, biological process: beta-D-galactose catabolic process via UDP-galactose, Leloir pathway; glucose metabolic process.
AUGUCUUCUACCAAGGCCUUUACAUUUCUGCCCCUGGGCGCUAUUAUUCAAAAGUUUGUAGUGAACGGGAAGAACAUUGUCCAGGGCUUCCCAUCGGCAGAACUGUACAAGCAAUACAACGCCCCGUACUUUGGCGAGACAAUUGGUCGUAUCGCCAACCGCGUGUCCAAGGCAAAGAUCAACGACCUCAACGGGAAGUCCUACCAGCUGCCAGUUAACAACGGUCCUAACUCUCUUCAUGGUGGAAACCUCGGCUGGGGAAAGCGAGAAUUCGAAGGACCGUCUACUGUUGACCGUGAUGGAAAGGAGGCUACCUUCUUCAAAUACAUCAGCAAGGAUGGCGAAGAGGGCUACCCCGGUACUGUAGAGGUACGCGUGUGGUAUGUACAAGCUAGAGAGGAAGUAGAUGGUGCUCAACAGGAAGUCUUGUACAUCGAAUAUGAGGCUGAAUUGGUUGGCGAUGAGGUCGAAGAGACUGCAAUCAACAUGACCAACCACAGCUACUUCAAUUUAUCUGGCGGGCCCACUAUCACGGGAACGGAAGUGAACCUCAUCACAAACAAGUACCAAGUCGUAGACGAUGGCGGCAUUCCCACUGGGCCUAUCGAAGAGUACCCUGGCGUCAGCGCCAAAAAGACCUUCACCUUGGGGCAGAAAGAGCCUGACAUCGACGACUGCUUCGUUGCCAACACCGACCCCAGCAGCAUCCCCAUCGAUACUCGUUCCUCGCCUCUGCAAAAGCUCGCGUCUUUCUACCAUCCAGAGAGCAAGAUUCAUCUCGAGAUUCACUCGACUGAACCAGCCUUCCAAUUCUACACUGGUAAAUAUAUCGAUGUACCUGCUGUUGGCGAUGUUCCUGCCAGAGGCGCCCGUUCUGGCUUCUGUGUCGAACCCAGCCGCUAUGUGAACGCUGUCAACGUUCCCGAGUACAAGUUUAUGAUGACACUCAAGAAAGGCGAGAAGUAUGGCACUAAGAUUGUGUACCGUGGCUGGUCAGCUUGA